AUGCACUAACAACUGACAAUUGAUUCCUCAGAUUCCACACGCCAACAUUGCACCAACUCCAUUACAUGUGGUCGACACCUCCUCACACUCACUGCCUCAUCUCUGACCCUCCCAAACUCGAGAAUUGGACCAUGAGGUGAACGUUUCUGCCCUUGUCCUCCCCUCUCCAACUCGAUUCAUUAAGAACUCUCGAGGAGUUUCCCGCCGACCUACAGAAGCCUCGACCCUCUUCGUCCAGACCGCCGAUCAAGGCCCUUCAUCAUGGCGGGCUUUCUCGAAAGCUCGUACAGUCUGGUCCACUUGGACAACACAGCAGAUCAGCCUAGUCAACAAGAUCUAAAGACCCAACUCGAAAAGGGCACCGAUGAGACAAAGCUAGACACCAUGAGGAGGAUCCUCAUUACCAUGCUCAAUGGAGAUCCUAUGCCCAAUCUUUUAAUGCACAUUAUCCGAUUCGUCAUGCCAUCCAAGAGCAAACCCCUCAAAAAACUCCUCUAUUUCUAUUAUGAGAUCUGUCCAAAGUUGGACGCAAAUGGAAAGUUAAAGCAAGAGAUGAUUCUAGUCUGCAAUGGCAUCCGAAAUGACCUGCAACAUCCCAACGAGUUUGUCCGAGGCAACACUCUCCGCUUCCUAUCCAAACUUCGAGAACCCGAAUUGAUCGAACCACUUCUCUCUGCGGCGCAAACAUGUCUCGACCACAGGCAUGCAUAUGUGCGAAAGAAUGCCGUAUGGGCUCUUGCCUCUGUCUACCAGCACGCCCAGCACCUCAUUCCUGACGCACCCGACAUGCUGGCCACCUUCUUGACCGCCGAGAAUGACACCACCUGCAAACGGAAUGCCUUUGGCGCCCUCAUGACCAUUAGCCAUGAGAAGGCUCUGGCCUAUCUCACCGGUGUUCUAGACGGUAUCCCAAACGCCGAUGAGUUGCUACAACUGGUUGAACUCGAGUUCAUCCGCAAGGAUGCCGUACAAAACCAACAAAACAAGGCUCGCUACCUUCGUUUGAUUUUCGACCUUCUGGAGGCAAACACCAGUACAGUCAUCUACGAGGCCGCCACUUCUCUCACAGCCCUGACCAGCAACCCGGUCGCAGUCAAAGCGGCCGCUGGCAAGUUGAUCGAGUUGAGCAUCAAGGAGGCGGACAACAAUGUGAAAUUGAUCGUUCUAGACCGUGUUGACCAGCUCCGACGACGCAAUGAAGGUGUUCUCGACGAUCUCACCAUGGAAAUUCUCCGGGUGCUUUCGAGCCCUGACCUGGAUGUCCGGAGAAAAGCUCUGGGCAUUGCCUUGGAAAUGGUGUCGAGUAAGAAUGUGCAAGAGAUUGUCAUGCUGUUGAAGAAGGAGCUUAGCAAGACUGUGGUUGAACAGUAUGAGAAGAAUGCCGAAUAUCGACAGCUCCUGAUCCAGUCCAUCCAUCAGUGUGCCAUUAGGUUCUCCGAAAUCGCCGCUAGCGUGGUUGACGUGUUGAUGGACUUUAUCGCCGAUUUCAACAACUCCUCAGCCAUUGAUGUCAUCUCUUUUGUGAAAGAAGUGGUGGAGAAGUUCCCCGACCUCAGAUCAUCCAUUGUCGAACGCCUGGUGUCGACUUUGGGUGAAGUACGUGCCGGCAAGGUGUACAGAGGGUCUUUGUGGGUGAUUGGCGAAUACUCCUUACAAGAAAACGACAUCAAAGAAGCUUGGAAGAGCAUCAGAGCCAGUCUUGGAGAAAUCCCCAUAUUGGCAUCCGAGCAGCGUCUGCUGGAUGAACACGCCAAUGAAGAUGGCGAGCAAAAGGAACAGGUCAACGGACAUUCACAUUCCAACACCUCCAAACCAGCGGCUUCGGGAUCACGAAAAGUGUUGGCUGAUGGGACAUACGCCACAGAAAGUGCAUUGACGAGUGAUUCGGCAGCCAAAGCCCGAUUAGAAGCAGUCAAGGCCGCUCAAAAGCCGCCGCUACGACAACUGAUUCUCGACGGCGACUACUAUCUCGGCGCUGUCUUGUCAUCGACCCUCACCAAACUGGUCAUGCGACAUUCUGAGAUCUCGCCCGAUCAAGCUCGCACCAACGCCCUUCGGGCCGAAGCAAUGCUGAUUAUGAUCUCUAUCAUUCGUGUGGGUCAAUCACAAUUCGUGAAGGCCCCCAUCGAUGAGGACUCGGUCGACCGGAUCAUGUCCUGUGUACGAUCGCUGUCUGAAUUCACAGAGCGCAAAGAACUAGAAAUUUCAUUCUUGGAAGACACAAGAAAAGCUUUUCGGGCGAUGGUCCAGGUUGAAGAGAAGAAGCGAGCAGCCAAGGCAGCCGUUGAGAAAGCCAAGACAGCAGUACAAGUCGACGACGUCUUUUCCAUCCGGCAGUUGGCCAAGAGGAAUGCCGGCGAUGGCACAGAUGAAAUGGAACUUGACCUGGAAAAGGCCACUGGAGGAGACUCGUCGAUUGAAGAUAUGUCGUCGAAACUAAGCCGAGUCGUGCAACUCACAGGGUUUUCCGAUCCGGUGUACGCAGAAGCAUAUGUCAAGGUGCAUCAAUUCGACAUCAUCCUAGAUGUGUUGCUUGUCAAUCAGACCCAAGACACAUUACAAAACCUGUCGGUGGAAUUUGCGACACUGGGAGACCUCAAAGUGGUGGAAAGACCGACGACACAGAACCUGGGCCCGCAAGACUUCCUCAAUGUGCAGUCCACGAUCAAGGUGUCGAGCACUGACACUGGUGUGAUCUUUGGCAACGUGGUGUACGAUUCGAGCUCGGGGACGGACCAGCGCGUGGUGAUCCUAAACGACGUCCACGCAGACAUCAUGGAUUACAUUCAACCUGCGACAUGCUCCGAGUCGGCCUUCCGGACAAUGUGGACAGAGUUUGAGUGGGAGAACAAGGUCAACAUCAACAGCAAGAGCACGACCAAGACAUUGAGAGAAUUCUUGGACCAAUUGAUGAAGAGCACCAACAUGACGUGCCUGACGCCCGACGCCGGGUUGAAAGGCGACUGCCAAUUCCUCAGUGCCAAUUUGUACGCGAGGAGUGUCUUUGGGGAGGAUGCAUUGGCAAAUCUAAGCAUCGAAAAGACGGCGGACAAUUCGAUUGUUGGGUUUAUUCGGAUCCGGUCACGGUCGCAAGGCCUGGCAUUGAGUUUGGGGUCGCUGAAGGGCUUGAAAGCUGGAACGUAUUGAUGAGAAAGCGUCUUAUACGAAUGAUGUGAGCAACUCGGCGUCAUAUGAGGAUGAAGGUGAAAGACAGGUUGUGUUGGAGUCAAGAUGGACGAGUACUGUCAUGGGGUUGAGAUUGUUACUCUCGAUCCGGAUACAAAGACACAUUCAAGAGGUGUGACAUGCCAUGUCCAACUCCACUGGUCUCUAUAGUUGUAGGAGAUCAUGGAGUGAUGAAAAUCUGAUGAGUUCCAGGUUGAUA
Exophiala mesophila is the source of this 3385-nucleotide messenger RNA. RefSeq lists its product as uncharacterized. Gene Ontology annotation, molecular function: structural molecule activity. The transcript is spliced from 3 exons. Gene Ontology annotation, cellular component: COPI vesicle coat; cytoplasm. The record is from RefSeq and is a predicted model, not a curated record. Gene Ontology annotation, biological process: endoplasmic reticulum to Golgi vesicle-mediated transport; intracellular protein transport; intra-Golgi vesicle-mediated transport. NCBI's taxonomy places the organism in Eukaryota, Fungi, Ascomycota, Eurotiomycetes, Chaetothyriales, Herpotrichiellaceae. Bases 262 to 3147 code for a protein of 961 amino acids.